Rhodofomes roseus is the source of this 1227-nucleotide messenger RNA. RefSeq lists its product as uncharacterized. The record is from RefSeq and is a predicted model, not a curated record. NCBI's taxonomy places the organism in Eukaryota, Fungi, Basidiomycota, Agaricomycetes, Polyporales, Fomitopsidaceae. The coding region runs from base 372 to 1067 and encodes 231 amino acids. The transcript has 5 exons.
UAUAUAACUCGCGCGCCAAGGGCGAUCGAUCAUCGCUAUUUGUAGGAGGAGGAGGAGGAGGAAUUCAUUGACCACUGCGCGAUCCUCAGGAGGAGCUGGUCCAGCCACCGCACGCGGCGCGUAUCGACUCACCUUGACGGCGACAGCGCUUGGACAGCGCUCACUACUAGUACUACACUGUGUUACUAGUACUACACUGUGUAGUACACUACCCGAUCGCUACUACUCUUACGUACACCGCGUACGACGGCCCCCAUGCCGCCGACAAUCGAGUCGACCUGGUCCACGUGCUCCCGCCCUCCCGAGCCCACCGACGGCCACCAGUACACGUACAGGCUCGAGCCACGGCAACAUCUCGUCCGCGCUCUGCAAUGGACCAUGCAGCCGCUAUAUCUCCUGAAGUGAUUAUGAAUGCUCCUUGUGACGUGGGCGCCCUGGUUGGCGGUUCCUUUGCAGCGAACGAUGCCGAGAGCGAUAUGCGACUCAGAUAUGACUUGGCUGACCCCGCAUGCAUUACCAGUGCCAGGGAUUGCUGGGCCCCCGUGGGUGUGGAAGACGCAAGUGCUCUUAUGCUCUCCGCUCGCACUCCCGGCCAAGGCGGCCACGACUUCAUGUUAACGCCGUCGCUUUUAUCUUCCGUAGAGAGUAAUGCAAGCUGUUCAGACGACAAGGAAGAGGGAGAAAUAAGUGACGAUGAAGAAGACGUCCGACAGUCUGGGACUGAGCAGCCGGUUGCUAAGGUGUUGCAUGGCUUUCCCUAUCACAUGAAUGUGAACAAGCAACAGCAAUUAAACAUUGCAAGUCCUUUCUAUCCCUUUGCUACAUCCCAUGAUGGGAUGCCGCAAAGUUCCAGCAGCACAACGCUUCCUCCACUUCCUUCCGCGAAUAAGCCUAACAAACGGAGGCGGACGGGAGCGGGAUCCAUGGAGCGGUUCAGACAGCGCCGCAAGAUCAAAUUGAAAGAUAGCGACAAGAAAGAGCGGCGGCGGCUUGCGCGUCUGCAGGACCGCCUUGCGGCUGCUGGGACGACGGUGACCGUGCUCUCCGAGUCUGUGGACAUGAUUUAGGGUAUGAUAUACAUAACACUGCACUCUAUAUAGAACACCGGAAUCCGUAGAGAUGGCAUGCGAAGCACCUACCAUAGGCUGCACGCAAUGGCCAUGCGGCGCCGGUUGAAACGUUGACGUGCAACAUGCUACUGUCAGGUUACUCGAAGAUGUCCGUGGC